Miscanthus lutarioriparius is the source of this 474-nucleotide messenger RNA. NCBI's taxonomy places the organism in Eukaryota, Viridiplantae, Streptophyta, Magnoliopsida, Poales, Poaceae. The record is from the annotation of a GenBank genome assembly.
AUGGUGAAGGAAGGCACCACCGACGGCGCCUGGCACGGGCACGGCCGUGAGGUGACCAUCACGGCCGUCUCGACGGUGGCGCCGGCGCUGCCGGUGCAUGAGCACCGACUGCCGCUGUCGAACCUGGACCUCCUGCUGCCGCCCAUGGACGUCAGCGUCUUCUUCUGCUACGCCGCGGACCCAGGUGACCGCAACCACCACCCGGCCGCGGUCCUCAAGGUGGCGCUGGCAAAGACGCUGGUGGCGUACUACCCGCUGGCCGGGGAGGUGGUGGCCAACGCGGCGGGGGAGCCGGAGCUGCUGUGCAGCAGCCGUGGGGUGGACGUCGCGGAGGCGACCGCCGACGGCACCGUGCUGCAGGACCUGCGCCUGGGCCUGCCGGACGAGAGCAUCGAGCCGCUCGUGCCCAAGAAGAAGGCCAAGCGUCAUGUCCGUGCAGGUUCGAUCCAUUCAUAUAUAUCCUUUCAACUUUGA